Molecule: messenger RNA, 452 nt
Organism: Salvelinus sp. IW2-2015
Lineage: Eukaryota; Metazoa; Chordata; Actinopteri; Salmoniformes; Salmonidae
Product: heat shock factor-binding protein 1-like
Biological process (GO): cellular heat acclimation
Cellular component (GO): nucleus; cytosol
Molecular function (GO): transcription corepressor activity
Source: RefSeq, a predicted model, not a curated record
CCUCAGUCAUUCACGGUUYUUUCGCUUCGUCUGCAGAGAAGGAAGAGGACGCCUCGGACAAACCAGUGGUUUAUCGUACAGCAGCGCCACGAAUUUAGUGCAAUGUCAGAGAURCAGGAUCCGAAAUCUGUACAGGACCUGACUGGAGUGGUCCAGACAUUGCUGCAGCAGAUGCAGGAUAAAUUCCAGACCAUGUCAGACCAGAUCAUUGGAAGAAUCGAUGAGAUGAGUGGCCGCAUCGAUGACCUGGAGAAGAACAUUGGUGACCUGAUGACCCAGGCUGGGGUGGAGGAGAUGGAGGCGGAGAACAAGGUCAAGGAGGAACAGGGCUCUGCUUAAAAGGUUUCCAAGUAACAGGACGGUGGAGACUAAAUGGGAAACAGACAGUUUUUCAGAAGUAUUGUAUAUUUAAGUUUUGAUUUACUGUGUAUGUAACAUGUUUUAUAUUUACA